Cydia splendana is the source of this 1965-nucleotide messenger RNA. RefSeq names its product isochorismatase domain-containing protein 1-like. The record is from RefSeq and is a predicted model, not a curated record. Gene Ontology annotation, cellular component: cytoplasm. Lineage: Eukaryota; Metazoa; Arthropoda; Insecta; Lepidoptera; Tortricidae. Bases 65 to 682 code for a protein of 205 amino acids. The transcript is spliced from 4 exons.
UGGCUCACUUCAGUUCAGUGUUUAUUUUGCGUAUUAGCCGGUUUAAACACUAAAUACCUAUAAAAUGGCCCGUAAUAUUGUAAAACUAGGUGCUUUAGAAGCCCAGAGAACAGCAUUCCUCCUAUGUGAUAUUCAGGAGACAUUCAGGCCCCAUGUUAAACAUUUCGGCGAAGUUGUUAAAGUUGCUAAUAAAAUGAUGGUAGCGGCAAAACACUUCAAAAUCCCAGUAUACGUCUCGGAGCAAUACCCGAAAGGGCUUGGACACACAACUAAAGAUAUUGAUGUGUGCAACGCAGCCUUAGUUUACGAGAAGACUAAGUUCUCUAUGUACACUCCGGAGUUGCAGGAGAGACUGAAGAGAGAUGUGCCGGCGUUGGAAACGGUGGUUUUAUUUGGGAUUGAGGCCCACGUAUGCAUCGAGCAGACAGUGAUAGACUUGCUGAAUGAAAAUAUUUCAGUCCAUGUCUUGGCUGAUGGCGUGUCUUCCAGGUCUUUGAUGGACCGUGGCUUGGCCUUGCAGCGCUUCCAAACCAUCGGCUGCUUCGUCGGAACGUCAGAGAACGUACUAUUCAAGCUGUUGAAGGACAAAAAUAAUCCGGCUUUUAAACAGAUUUCUAAACUCAAUGUUACACCUACUCCGGACGAAUUUGGAGCGCUAACAUUAGACAACGAAUUACAUUAAUACGUAUACAGGCUGACCUUAGGCCAUUGGACAAGCCCUGAAAUCCCACGUAGGGUUACUGCUAAGAAAUGCUCGAACGGUAAUAUUUUAUUAAAUAGAACAAAAGUUAAAGAAAUAAAUUAUCAAACAAAAGUUAUUUCCAAUAAUCGACAACAAAAAGAAACAUACUGUAUUAAUCAUUGGCAGUGCUUUUGACAAUUUGUUUGAAAAUGUGCGGCAAUGAUGACAUUUAUCCUUCGAGCAACACGGAAGGGAGGCGGCAUUCGCACUAUUUCCCCUCUGCCGAGGUACAAGAUUAGCGCGUCAAUCUAAUAUAAUACAUAUAGUUUUUGACAGUGUAAUUAAUUUCGCCAUCAUAAAUCCGCAGCUAACUCCUGCAUCAGUGAACUAAAAUAAUUAUUUGCUUUUAAUUAUCCGCCAUUACAUUUCACUUCAAGCUGUCACAGAGCAAGCUUACGAUACAAAAUGGAAACAUCUGCAACCAAAGCAGAUAGGGUUAAGGAAAAAAUGUGCAAUUACCUUCUUGAGUGUUACAAGUAUUGACUUUAAAUGCUAAUAUACCAUCUAAAGCUGAAAGUAUCAUCUAUAUGGCCCUACACUACUAGGUACUCAAAUAGUUAGGAUUCGCUUAUUUGGCACCCUUUUAAAUCCUAAAUACUUAAUCAACGCUAUUACAACACUACUUUAGCGCUCUUCUACUACAACAGUUUGUAGUCACCUAUAUGCAACCCAUCUAGCUCCUAAAGAAUUAAUUAACACUAUUGUAGCUCCACUAUACCGCUCUUAUGUCUCUUUUUUUAUCCGCUAACCCUACUGUAGCACUGUUAUAAAUCUUAUGGUGAUAAAAUUUGUGCCCAAUCGGGUUAAAACGGGGUUAUAGCCGGCUAUAACUCAUAUUUUUAGAGAACUAACAACACCUAAAGAGUAAAUAGGCGCUUAUAUAAAUCUCUUCUAACCCUUAAAUUUAGCGCCUAAUGUUAGUUGGGUUUCUCAUAGUCCACAAACGCUAAGCAUAAUGGCAAGUUAUACUCUUCGGUCUUCUGUAUAACUUGCCGCAGCGUAUGGAUGUGGUCUAUGGUACUAUAGCCUUUUCGGAAACCGGCUUGUUCGGGAGGCUGGAAGUCAUCAAGUCUGUGUUCGAGACGGUUCGUGAUGACCCUUGAAAACAGCUUAUAGACAUUGCUCAGAAGCGUGAUGGGUCUGUAGUUCUUCAACAGGCUGUUAUCACCUUUUUUAAAAAACAGCACCACCUCGCCUCUAUUCCAUGUUUCAGGCGUUUUGCC